GGUCAGGCAGUGGUCCAGCUGGCCAAGACCGUGAAAGACGUGACUAUCUUUGGUGUAUGCAGUAAAUCAAAACACGAAGCCCUGAAAGCGGCUGGUACGAUCGACCAUCUCUUGGAACGAGGCACGGACUAUAGCAACGAAGUUAGGAAGAUCUCCCCGGAAGGUGUGGAUAUCGUUCUCGAUUGCCUUUGCGGCGAAGAGUGUAACAAGGGUUACGCUCUGCUGAAACCUAUGGGGAAAUACAUCCUUUAUGGAUCAAGUAAUGUGGUCACCGGAGAGACUAAAAGCUUCUUCUCGGCAGCGCGAUCAUGGUGGCAAGUAGACAAGGUAUCCCCCAUCAAAUUGUUUGACGAGAAUAAGACUCUAUCUGGAUUGAAUCUGCGCCACUUGAUGUACCAACAUGGCAGCCACGCAUUCGUACGGCGAGCAGUGGAACGGGUGUUCACCUUGUGGAACGAUAGUAAAAUAAAACCUAUGGUGGACUCUACAUGGGCUUUAGAGGACGUUCCAGAAGCCAUGCAGAAGAUGCAUGACCGUAAGAACAUUGGUAAGAUCGUGCUGGACCCGAGUCUCGAGCCGAAACCGAAGCCAGCGACUCCGGCCAAGGGGAAGACGAAGGAUAAGAAAGCGGCGAGCCAGGAAAGCCAGGAGAAGAAAACAUCGAGCGUCGAGUCCGAGGAGGGGGAGAAGAAGAAAGAGCCUGAAUUGACAAAUGGAACAUCCGAAGACAAGUCCGAUAGC
Molecule: messenger RNA, 741 nt
Organism: Heterotrigona itama
Lineage: Eukaryota; Metazoa; Arthropoda; Insecta; Hymenoptera; Apidae
Source: the annotation of a GenBank genome assembly